This is a messenger RNA of Leucoraja erinaceus (little skate), 8218 nucleotides long. RefSeq names its product A disintegrin and metalloproteinase with thrombospondin motifs 2-like. Bases 1764 to 5318 code for a protein of 1184 amino acids. Gene Ontology annotation, cellular component: extracellular matrix. Gene Ontology annotation, biological process: proteolysis; extracellular matrix organization. The record is from RefSeq and is a predicted model, not a curated record. The transcript is spliced from 22 exons. Gene Ontology annotation, molecular function: metalloendopeptidase activity. Lineage: Eukaryota; Metazoa; Chordata; Chondrichthyes; Rajiformes; Rajidae.
UCCUUGUCCCUUCAUCCCUUUCCACUUAUAUCCAUUUUCCUGACCACAUUUCAAUCCAAAGUCUUACACCCUUUUGUCUCUUUUUCAUCUCUAAACAUUGUCUGCCUAUCUGACAAUCAAAGCCCCCCUCACCUGUAUCCACCUAUCAUGUUCAAGGCUUUGUUCAGCUUUCUCUCUAUUUAGUUUCAGUCUGAAGAAAGGUCCCAACCCAAAAUGGUUGCCUAUCCAUUUCCUCAAGAGAUGCAGCCUGAGUGUGUGCAUGUGUUUUGUUGUUAUUUUAACAGCUCGGUUGAAAAGUAAUUAACGUACAGUAAAGGUUCCAAACCAUAAAUGAAUAGAGCAAACGUCUGAGGGUAUGCCCACUUAAAGCUUUAGUUCUUUGAGAAUUUAGAUGACUUGAGAAGUAUAGAUUUUUAGACUACAAUGGAAUCAAAUGAAAACUCAUCCCAACUGUUUUGAUGGAAGGUUAAUGACUUGAAAUGUUGAUUCAAUGUUUCUGAAAAUGCAUAUCUUUUUUGAAAUUCAAAAUAUUUUGUUUCUGUGUCUUUGAUUUUAUUUAUCUUAUCCUGAUGGGUACCAUUUCUACCAUUAUCCUGCCCCCACCCCAAUGAAUAAUCACCAGGUUUGGAAACUCUUUCGAGGGAAGAGAGGGUGGUUUGUCGUCACAUGUCCCAGACAGAACAAUGGCAGAACAAUUAUUACUUGCAGCUGCACGACAGAAUAUGUAAAAAUAGUACACUGGGCCAGGAGAUAGAAGGAACUGCUGGAAUCUUGAGCAAAACACGUAGUGCUGAAGGAACUCAGUGGGCCAGGCAGCAUCUCUUGAGGACAUAGGCAGACAGGCGACCGUUUUGGGUUUCGGACCCAUCUUCAGACACAUACCAGGCUAGUUUAGUUUUGGAAAUUUAAAUUUAUUCCAUCACAUGCCAAACGUUUAAUUUGCUGUUUCUGAAGAAGUAUUGAAUUCUCAUAGCAUUUCGAAGGUUUACACCGGAGAUAUUUAAGUUCUGCUUUUGACGCCGUUGCUAAGCAUCUAAUUUUUCGAGCAGAAUGUAAAUCGCCGCUGGAACUCAGCGGGUCAGGUAGAAUCUGUGGAGUGAAAUAGACAAGACGACAUUUCGGGUCGGGACCUUUCCUCAGUCUGAAGAAGGGUCCCUACCUGAAACAUCGACUGUCCAUUCCCUCCACAGUCCACACAUGCUAUCUCAAUCUGGCAGUGAGAUCUUUGCUCAGGAUUCCAGCAUCUGCAGUCGCUUGUGUCUCUAGAUUUCCGAUUAGGGUUGAACUGUAACUUUUUGUUUGUAGUUCUUUUGUUGUUUCUGGGAGUUCCAUUGAAACCUAGAGGGAGCCCUUGCUCAGUAGUCGGAAGGCAAGAGAGACGGAAUUAUCAACUUCUAACACCAGAUCAUCCCAAUCUGCUGCUCACUCUUGGCACGACCCACAUGUACACGUGGUGGGACCCAACAGUCUCCUCCCGUCAGUUUCUUCCUCUGAGUUCAGUGGCAGCGAGCUGCCAAUCACAGUGACUUCAUGAGAUACGUCCCGUGUUUUUCAAUGAUUUUUCCCAACCUCCCGGACCCUGGUUCGCCGUCUCCGAUCCAGUGACACGGAGUGAGGACCAGCUUGAGAGUAAAAGGCAAGCGCUGCCCGCACCUUCCCUGGCAGCGGCGCUCCAAUGCGCUGGCACAGCGCGGAGCCGCAGUCCACAGCCGCUCAACUUUAAUGCAGAAACCGAACAAGUUUCUCACACUUGGAAGCGUGCAAUGGAUUACUUACGUGGAGCAUUUUACUGUGUCUUUUUAUUUUUUCUCUGUGCGGACGGCCUCUCUCUAGCCCAGCAUACAGAUCGACUUCAGGAGAAACUAAAGAGCUACGAGUUGGUGACUCCGAGCAGCACAGAUGUGCAGGGCAGGUUUAUGUCCCUGGCUGUGUCAGGAGCCGGCAAACGACGGUCAAAGAGGGACAGCGGGAGUUGUCAGCAAGCUCCGGCCGACGGGCGCUUGUACUACAAUGUCACGCUUCUGGGGCAGAGUUUUCACCUCCGGUUGAAGCUGAACUCGAAGCUGGUGGCACCCGGGGCUACCGUGGAGUGGCAAGACGCCAAUGUCACACGCAAGGAGCCUCUGCGCGGAGACUGCGUCUACUCCGGAGAUAUCACUGAUGUACCAGGGACUUCGGUCGCCAUCAGCAACUGCGAUGGGCUGGCUGGCAUGAUUCGUACAGACAAAGAUGAAUUCUUCAUUGAACCACUGGAGAGAAACAAAGUGGAGGAAGAAGGAGAAAAUGGGAGAGUUCACGUGGUGUAUCGGAGCUCAGCUACCAAAAAAACACUUCCUCCGUCAAUCAGUGAUGUCCAUUUAAAAGGCCCUACACUGAGUGGACUACGUGAUCUGGAGGCCUUAUACCAAGGCAUUGAGCAGCAGAAGAACAGAACCAGGAGAGUGCGGAGACAUGACAGAGACGAUGAUUACAAUAUAGAAGUUCUUCUUGGGGUUGAUGACAACGUGGUGCAAUUCCAUGGGAAAGAGCACGUGCAGGAGUAUCUCCUGACCCUAAUGAACAUAGUUAAUGAGAUUUACCACGAUGAGUCUCUGGGAGCUCACGUCAAUGUUGUGCUGGUGCGAAUAAUCAUGCUGAGUUAUGGAAAGUCUGCUAGCCUGAUUGAAGUUGGAAAUCCCACUCAAAGUCUGGAGAACGUGUGCAGAUGGGCCUAUUCCCAGCUGAAGUCUGAUACGAGUCACGCAGAAUAUCACGAUCAUGCUAUCUUUCUAACAAGGCAAGAUUUUGGGCCAUCGGGAAUGCAAGGUUAUGCCCCAGUUACAGGUAUGUGCCAUCCAGUGCGAAGUUGCACCCUGAAUCAUGAGGAUGGCUUUUCAUCAGCAUUUGUAGUUGCUCACGAGACUGGACAUGUUUUGGGCAUGGAACAUGAUGGCCAAGGCAAUCAUUGUGGAGAUGAGAUCAAAAUGGGAAGCAUCAUGGCACCUUUGGUUCAAGCUGCAUUUCAUCGUUUCCAUUGGUCACGCUGCAGUCAACAGGAGCUGAACCGAUACCUACAUUCCUAUGAUUGUCUUCGUGACGAUCCAUUUGAACACGACUGGCCUUUGCUUCCACAACUUCCCGGCAUUAACUACUCUAUGAAUGAACAAUGCCGCUUUGACUUUGGAGUGGGCUACAUGAUGUGUACAGCAUUCCGCACCUUUGACCCCUGCAAGCAACUGUGGUGUAACCAUCCUGACAAUCCAUACUUCUGCAAAACUAAAAAAGGACCUCCAUUAGAUGGAACAAUGUGUGCUCUUGGCAAGCAUUGCUUCAAAGGUCACUGUAUUUGGCUGACUCCUGACAUACUGCGACAUGAUGGAAAUUGGGGAUCAUGGAGCAAGUUUGGCUCCUGCUCUCGAACCUGUGGAGUUGGUGUACGAUUCCGGACCCGGCAGUGUGAUGACCCAUUACCCUCUAAUGGUGGCCGAGAAUGCUCAGGAUCAAGCUACGACUAUCAGCUUUGUAACACAGAAGACUGCCCUGAGCAUUUUGAAGACUUCAGAGAACGGCAGUGCCGGCAGUGGAAUGGCAACUUUGAAUAUAAUAGCAUGAAGCAUGAGUGGUUGCCAUAUGAGCACCCUGACCCUACCCAGAGGUGCUACCUCACCUGUGAAUCAAAAGAAACUCGGGAAAUAGUCUACAUGAAGAGACUAGUACAUGAUGGAACUCGUUGUUCCUACACAAAUCGCUAUGAUAUUUGUGUUCGAGGUGCUUGUGUGAAAGUGGGCUGUGAUAAAAUACUGGGUUCCAGUAAACAGGAAGACAAGUGUGGAGUAUGUGGUGGAGAAAAUUCUCAAUGCAAAGUGAUCAAGGGAACGUUCUCCAGAGCAGCGAAGAAACCAGGUUAUCUGAAGAUGUUUGAAAUACCAGCUGGAGCAAGUCACUUGUCCAUUCAAGAACUAAGUGCAUCUCCUCAUUUUAUUGUCAUCAAGAACCAAGCCACGGGACUUUUUAUUUUGAAUGGAGAGAAUGAUUUUCCCGAUUCUAAAACUUUCAUUGAAAUGGGCGUAAUUUGGGAGUAUUCCAAUGAUGAUGACAAGGAAUCUUUACAAACUAUUGGACCCCUUCGCGAUGGAAUAGUAGUGCUGAUGAUGCCUAGCGAUAAUGCCAAAACUUCCCUGACAUAUAAAUACACAAUUCAUGAGGACUAUUUGGCUACUAUGACCAAUGAAGUUUUGCAAGAAGACAUGGCUACAUUUGAAUGGGCUUUGAAGAGAUGGUCCCAGUGCUCCAAACACUGUGGAGGAGGUUCGCAGUUUACACGAUACGGCUGUCGCAGGAAGGCCGAUUCCAAGAUGAUUCACCGAAAUUUCUGUGAAGGAAGAAAAAAACCGAAGCCGAUUCGCCGAAUGUGCAACUUGCAGGAGUGCUCCCAGCCUGUGUGGAUUACAGGGCAAUGGGAGGCAUGUACCAGACCAUGUGGCAAAUCUGGAUAUUCAAUCCGGUCUGUGUGGUGCGUCCAACCACUGCACGAUGGCACCAAUCGUUCAGUGCACAGCAAAUAUUGCAUUGAGGAUCGGCCUGAUACUAGAAAACCUUGUAAUCGAGAGCUCUGUCCUGCACAGUGGAGAAUAGGAGAUUGGUCACAGUGCACAGUGACUUGUGGAAACGGGACACAAGAGAGACUGGCCGUGUGCCGAACAAGGGACAAUAUGAUCGGGCAAUGUGAAGACGAAAAGCCAGAAACAAUACGUGUGUGUAGAAUGAUCCUGUGUCACAAAAACUCCUCACAGCAAACAUCACUUACUUCCACCAAUGGAAAAUCCAUAAUCCAAUGGCUCUCGCGUCCAGAUCCAGAAUAUCCCAUUCGGAAAAUUUUGACACAAGCAAAUUGUCACGGGGACAAGUCAAUUUUCUGCAGUAUGGAUAUACUCUCCCGGUAUUGUUCCUUUCCUAACUACAACAAGCUCUGUUGCAAGUCCUGCAAUUCACUGUCUCAACUGAUUACAAAUAAGACCAAUAACACAGAUACUCUGCAGCGUCCUGUUCCAACAACAUUGCCUGAGACCACAAGGAAGCCAAGGGUUGUUACCUCUCACAAAUUAAAUGCAACUCAGGAAAGUGCUGAGAAAAAUGCAGUUCGACAGACACACAAGAGAAAAAAUGGUAACAGUAACAUACAACGAAAUAAAGUUAUAAUUCCAAGACGUCCUAAUUUAGUCAGCAACCACAGACUCCAAUUUCUGCUUGACCAGAAUAGAAAGGAAAUGCUGAACAAUUCCUCAGACAAAGAUGUUUCAUCCGUAAAGGACAACCGUUUACCUCAUGCGGAGAAUUGAGUAUGGAUCAUUUGCCAAUGAACAACGGAAGGGAAAUAUUAUAAAGUGCCUCACCUGCUCUAUGACAAAAACUGGACUGGAACUGAAUGGCAGACUUUAUUCAUCAAUACAUUUAUAAUGAAAGCACUUCGAAUUUUAGUAAUCAAUGUUGUAGAAUGUUCAGCAUGGAGCAUAUGUCUCACAGCUUUGGCAGGCUGCAAUCACAGCAUACGCACAUACCUGCGUGCUCUUUCCAUCCUUGUACCUUGUAAACCUCUAUAAUUAAGAUACAAGAGAUUGCAGAUUUUGGAUUCUUGAGCUUGGAGGAACUCAGCGCGUUAGGCAGCAUCUGUGGAAAGAAAUGGACAGACAAUGUUUAAGACUGAAAAAGGGCCCCAAUGCAAAAUGCUCUGACAAUUUCCCUCCACAGAUGCUGCUUGGCCCUCUGAGCUCAUCCAGCAGUUUGUUUCUCCCACCUCAUCUUAUAAUCUUUUUCCCCAAAAUCAGUUGUGGAUUCCUGGUGCUAAUUUCCUCUUUGUAGCUCAGUGUUUCAUGAUGUGGUAUUUAACAUAUUUGCAGCAUUUUUUUGAAAUUGCAAUCAAUUUUCUCAAAUAAUGGUGCUGAAUAUUCACUACAUACUGUAUUAUUGACAUGUAAGAUGGGUCUUCUCAGGUCUUUGGUACCCACAUGGAAUAUUUUCUCAGAUUCAAAUUGUUCAAAUUGUGUCUGUAUGAUUACAUAAGGUAAAAAUCACGUAUUAUUAACAUUGAAAGCAUAUUAACAUUGAAAACAUAUGUGCAUAGAAUCCUUUUGGUGAUGAAAAUUCACUUCCUAAAUUUCAAAAUAUAUGAUGCUGAAUGUUUUAUGUGUAUUUUUCAACCCGAACAAAUUGUAGAACAUGAAAAAUCUGUUUAAAAAAAAUAUUUAAUAAUGUUUGUGCUUGGAUGAAAUUACAUGAUAAUUUGCACUACCAUACAAAAUUCUAAAUAUUUGUUUUUGAUAGAAAAAGAUUAUUCCAAUAAGCUAUAAGGGACUAAAGGAAUUGCUGAAGCAAACUACAGCACUUAGAAACAUAGAUAAUAGGUGCAGGACUAGGCCAUUCAGCCCUUCGAGCCAGCACCGCCAUUCAAUAUGAUCAUGGCUGAUCAUCCAAAAUCAGUACCCCGUUCCUGCUUUCUCCCCAUAGCCCUUGAUUCCUUUAGCCCUUAGAGGUAUAUCUAACUCUCUCUUGAAUACAUCCAGUGCAGUGACCUCCACUGCCUUCUGUGGCAGAGAAUUCCACAGAUUCACAACUCUCUGGGUGAAAACGUUUUUUCUCAUCUCAGUCCAAAAUGGCCUUCCCCUUAUUCUUAAAACGCGACCCCUGGUUCUGGAUCCUCCCCAACAUCGGAAACAUUUUUCCUGCACCUAGCCUGUCCAAUCCCUUAAGAAUUUUAUAUGUUCCUAUAAGAUGCCCUCUCAUCCUUCUAAAUGUCAGUGAAUAUAAGCCCAGUCGAUCCAUUCUUUCACCUUAUGUCAACAGAAAAGAUGGUAGAUGGAAGGCAAGUCCUCAAUAAUUAUUACAAUUAGCAAGUUUCUAUGCAAUGUCAAAACUUCAGGUUUAAAAUAGCCUAGAAACAUUGCACGAUUGAUUUGCAUUUUCAGUCAUUCCAUUUGAAUUCAGAGCUGUUAGCCUGCUAACCCCUUCUCAUCUUCUAAUUUUUUUUAAGAUAGACUAAACUUCAGCAUUUAAAGUAUUACUCUUUUCACCAUAUAUUUUGCAUCAUUUAUAAACUGAUGUAAUAUUUCUUAUGGCUAUACUCAAAGCAUCUUUUCUCAAAAUGUAAGAUCACCUGGUUAGUCACGCUGACCAUAAGUUCCAAGUCUCGUUAGAUUUCUCCAGGUUAGUUACAUCUUUGUGAUGUUUCCACCACUUCUAAAUUGAGGGCAACUGGUUUCAGAACAAAAUGAUCAUUAUCAAGAAGUAGCGAUUACAUAUUUAACAGAUGGCUUGUUCUUAUGUUAAAGACUAUUAUUUGAAAAAUAACUAUGCCACAUGGUAGACAUACAAGAAUUGUCACCAUCUGGAUUCUACAUUUAAUUGCAUUCUUACAAAAACAAAUGUUGUACCCAAGUCAAAAUGGUGAAUUUACUGAAAGGGGUGAAGUUAGUCAACAUCUAAAAAUGAUUCAAUCUUUCCAGCUAUUGGGAAAUCGUGGAAACAUCAUCAAAGAUGAUAUGAAACUGAUGUGAUGGGCCUGGGUCUUUAAAUAAAAAGGGUCUGUAUCUCAGGAUGAGACCCUACAUCUCUACACGUCUCACUUGAAGGAUAAGCCCAUUUUGGUCAGACAUGUACUGAUUGCUAUAUACCUUUACAGCACAAUGUACAUGCCAGAUGUAGGCUUAAGUGCUUUUCUAUAGUUCAAAGCAACAUGAAUGUCAGAUUAUCCAAGAAAAAAACAAACUCCUUGCAAAUCACUUCCAAAAACAGGCAGCAUCUAAAAACAACCCAGUUGCUCACUGAAAUCCAUUGGUUUAAUUAAAGGUUGCUUUCAGCUUCAUAAAAAGCUAAUUCAAAAUUUCCGGGUUACGUACUUAACGUCACAUUCAUAACCCUCUUAUUCCCAACUUGAAACAGAUUUGACAAAAUGAGUACACCGUGUCAUUAAAUGUUCUGUUGUGUACUCAAUGCAGACAUUGUACUUUAAUGUGUAAAAAUGAUUUGUAAGUUGUGACCCAAUGCUUUGUGCUUCACUGCAUAUAUUAAUUUUCUCAUUAACUACUGGCCUUAACUGUAUGUAUGAAUAGCAUCACCUGCACCAAUUACACUUACAAUUACUACAGCAGCUCCACUGAAGAGUCUCUUUUGUACAUAAUUUGUAUAUAAGAGUUAGAUAUUUAUUUUUACUAUUUAUUAAACUUGAACGUUUGUGGCAUUUUGU